Messenger RNA from Closterium sp. Naga37s-1, 2499 nucleotides. The record is from the annotation of a GenBank genome assembly. Lineage: Eukaryota; Viridiplantae; Streptophyta; Zygnematophyceae; Desmidiales; Closteriaceae.
UUCAGGGAGUCUCUCGUUCGCCUCGGCCCCUUCUAUGUCAAGCUGGGGCAGGCCCUGAGCACGCGCCCCGACAUCCUGCCGCCAGAGUACUGCGCUGAGCUGGCGCUGCUGCAGGAUCGCAUGGCGCCCUUCCCCUGCCACGUGGCACUUGCUACAGUGCAGCGCGAGCUGGGAGUGCCGCCCAGCGAGCUCUUUGCUGAGUUCAGCCCGGCUCCUGUGGCUGCUGCAUCACUCGGGCAGGUGUAUAAAGCCCGUCUGCGCUCAGGCGAGUGGGUGGCAGUGAAGAUCCAACGGCCAGCAGUGCAGCAGCAGAUCGCCCUGGACUCCCUCGUGGUGCGCCGGGUGGCAGCACUGCUGCAGCCCCUCGUGCAUGGCAGAUCCGAUCUCGUUGCCAUCGCCGACCAGCUGGUGUGCCGCAUGUUUGAUGAAGUGGACUACGAGCAGGAGGGGCGCAAUGCAGAGCGCUUCCAAGCGCUCUACGGCGACCACCGGCCCGAUCCAGGGCAAUCCAAGACCUCUCAGGGCACGCGUCGCGGCCUUGUGAAGGUUCCAAGAAUCUUCUGGAAGUACUCCAGUCGCCGCGUGCUCACGAUGGAGUGGAUCGACGGCAUCAAGCUCACGGACCGUGCAGGGCUGCUGCAAGCCGGCCUCAACACACAGUUUGUCGUGGACCUGGGAGUGUUCUGCUCGCUGCGCCAGCUGCUAGAGGAGGGCUUCUUCCACGCGGACCCGCACCCGGGCAAUCUGGUGGUGACACGUGGCGGCCAGCUGGCGUACUUCGACUUUGGCAUGAUGGGCGAGCUGCCACCUCAGCAGCGAAUCAGCAUCAUCCGCGCCGUUGUGCACUAUGUUAACCGUGACGCCCAGGGCCUAGCGCAGGACUUUCGAGCGCUGCACUUCAUUCCGCCACAGGCAGACGUGGCGCCCGUUGCUGCUGCGCUUGCAGAGGCGUUCCGGGAGGGGGAGGCGAGAAAGGGGGGGAGCAUGAGUGGCAGCACGAGUGGCAUGGACUUUCAGGGGGUCAUCCUGCGUCUCUCCUCUGUGAUGUACCGCUUCCGAUUCAGCCUGCCACCGCACCUCUCCCUCGUUGUGCGCGCUCUUGGCUCGCUAGAAGGCACGGCAACGACUCUCGACCCCAACUUCAAGGUGGUGGCAACCGCAUACCCAUUCAUCAUAGCGCGUCUGCUCUCAGACCCUUCACCAGACAUGCGGGCCAUUCUGCGCCAGAUGCUGCUCUGGCCCUCGGGGGCUAUCCGAUGGCAGCGCCUGCAGCGACUAGCGUCCGUGCUCUCAAAGCCAUCCCCACAUCGCUCCUCUGGGGUGGACUCAAACCCUCCAAGAGAACCCCAGGAGGGGCGGACAGAAGCACAGGUUGCAGCAGAGGAAGAGGAGAGGGAUGGUGCAAGGGUUUCACCAAAGGGAAAGGAGCGGGCAGCGUUGGGUGCGGAGGAGAUGCAGGGGGGACGACAGAGGGAUGAGCUGAGAGAGGGGGUGGAUGAGGCAGCGGUGGUGGCGGCAGCGGGGGAUUUUGAGACGUCUCAAGAGGAGAGGCAGGAGGGACAGAGGGGACAGAGGGAUGAGCUGAGGGAAGGGGUGGAUGAGGCAGCGGUGGUGGCAGCAGCGGGGGACUUCCUGGCGUAUGUGAUGUCUGCCGAGGGCAGCAGCACGCGAGCGUGGCUGGUUCUUGAUGCUGUGGCUGCGGGGCAGCGAUGGGUGGAUGGGAGGGUUGGUUCGACUGGAGAGUUGCUUCAGCAGCGGUGGGAGGAGGGGCAGCGGCUUGGGGCGUCUGGGGAGUUAAGUAGGGAGCAAGGAGUGGAGGAGGAUGUGGGGAGGAGGGAGGCCAGAGGAGAGAGGGGAGGGGAAGGAGAGGUGAGGCAGGAGGGUAGGGGAGAGAGGGGGGGGGAGGGAGGAUCGGGGGGUAGCAGAGUGAGUGGGUCUGCUGCAGGAUCCCCCCGUGGAGCCCUUGGGAUUGCUGGCUGCAGCAGUGCAGCGCUCCCCAGAGCUAUGGGUGCCGCUGCUCUCCCCCAUCCCCUUCCCACGUGUGUGGCCCACUCAUCCGCCCCCCAGGCACCUCUUGUGGACCCAUUAGGAGCACUGGCAGCAGCGGCUCCCCCAGUGGACCUGUUGGGAGCACUGGCAGCAGCCGUGCAACGCUCACCCGAAUUGCUCCCCCACCCCACUGGACCCUUUGGGAGCACUGGCAGCAACAGUGCAUCACGCGCCGGAGCUGUGGGCGCCGUUACUCUCCUCCAUCCUCUUCCCACCUGUGUGUCCCACUCAUCCCCCCUCCAGGCUCCCCCACUGGACCCUUUGGGAGCACUGGCGGCAGCGGUGCAGCGCGCACCAGAGCUGUGGGUGCCACUGCUGGUGGAGACAGCAGGCAGAGCGGAGGCAAGGGAGAUGGCUGGCAGGGUGGUGCGAGGGGUGGCCGCUCAUGCUGCCAACUCUGCUGUUGAAAGUACGCUGCUUGCCGUGUCACGGUGGCUCCACUCCCGUUAG